Mauremys mutica (yellowpond turtle) is the source of this 2792-nucleotide messenger RNA. RefSeq names its product myotrophin (gene MTPN). The transcript is spliced from 4 exons. The record is from RefSeq and is a predicted model, not a curated record. Gene Ontology annotation, biological process: regulation of barbed-end actin filament capping. Gene Ontology annotation, molecular function: protein binding. Lineage: Eukaryota; Metazoa; Chordata; Testudines; Geoemydidae. The coding region runs from base 358 to 714 and encodes 118 amino acids. Gene Ontology annotation, cellular component: nucleus; cytoplasm.
UCAAACAAGCCAGAGUUGCCCGGAGGCGCAUGCGUAGUUUAGUGGCCUUUCUCUGCCGGAGUAGAGGGGGCCGGGCUCGAGCUGACCGAAUGAAAACCGGAAGCGGAAACGCUGCGUGUAAAACCGCUUUUUCCUUCGGUUAGGCGGAUUCCCCUCCCCCGUCUCUGCUCCCGGCGUAAAGCGAGCGCUGCAGGCCCCGAACGUUGUAGUGUAACCGCCCUAACUGCCGCUCGCCCGUGUCCCCUCCCUCAGGACAGCGAGAGCCGGCCCGAGCAGGCUCCCUCCCCCCGCCCCUCUCCGUGUGGGUGCUGGGCCCUCGCCGCUCCCGCCUUCCCGUGUCUCUGUCAGGCGGCCGCUAUGUCGGACAAGGAGUUUAUGUGGGCCCUCAAAAAUGGAGACCUGGAUGAGGUGAAGGACUAUGUGGCCAAGGGUGAAGAUGUCAACCGGACACUGGAAGGUGGGAGGAAACCUCUUCACUAUGCAGCAGAUUGUGGGCAGCUUGAGAUUCUGGAAUUUCUGCUAUUAAAAGGAGCUGAUAUUAAUGCUCCAGAUAAACAUCAUAUCACACCACUCCUAUCAGCAGUCUAUGAGGGUCAUGUCACUUGUGUGAAAUUGCUUCUGUCAAAGGGUGCUGAUAAGACUGUGAAAGGCCCAGAUGGACUAACUGCCUUUGAAGCCACUGACAACCAGGCAAUCAAAGCUCUUCUUCAGUGACAGAUGGACUGAUAUAACUAAUGUCUUUUCUGUGGCCUCACACUGCUGCCUGUCUGUCACUCUAUCUUCCAGCUUCUUCAGCUAAAUACUUUGGGGGGAGGGGAAUUCUCAAUGAAUCAAACUAACUAAGGGUCUCUAUCAAAAAGAUAAUCUGUUUGGAGAGAAUGGAAAUCUAUAUAAUCAGUGCCCUUCAGGAUUUGUUUCAUGCACAAUCUUUUUUCCAUUUCUAGCGAAAACAAACUUCUGCAGGAGGGAGAAAGAACAUGCACUUAAAAAUUUGGUUGUAUGCCUCCCUGGUUAGUUCUAUUAAGUUUUGUGUUGAAAGAUCAAUUUAGACAAAAGUACCGUAUUAAGUACUCUAAAAUGCUAACUAAGAGGCAGUAGUCCAGUGCUCUUAGUGUCUGCCAUGAUCUAAAAUGUAGUAAUUGAGGUAGUUGGAUUGCUUAUCUCUUGAGAGCUAUAUCCUUCUGCUUUAAAGCAUAUGUUGAAAUUCUGAAGACUUCUGAUACUAGUUAAAGGAGCUAUCUCCAUCUCCAUCAAUCAGAUGCCACACUAACCUUUUUUGACUCCUUGUAAAUCAGGAAAGAUCAGUUUAGGCAAGACCUUGUUCUAUUCCAAAAGACCUGCCAAGGUACCUUGGGAGGAUUGAACUUUGGGUUUUCCCUCUCUCUUCCCCCCCCCCCCCCCAAUGUGUUCUAGUCCAGAGCUGACCAAUCUGACUUGUAAUAUUUUUGGGUCUGAUAAGAAAUGUCUCUGCAGUUUACCCUUUUGGGUUGUCAGUUGGAAUUUCCUCAUUUACCAUGUCAAUUGUAAACGAUAUAGGCACAUAUGGUGAAAGCUCCAGGCCCUCUGGUACGCAAGAAGAAUUUCUCUGCUACCUUAAAUGAUUUAAACUUAGUGCUGCUGGUAACUAUUUAGAUGUUCUCACUAGAAACAAAUAUCAAAGUUGCUAAAUGUUUUUUGCUAUAGUUUCAAAAAAUAGUUAUAUGAAGAGCUUUCUAUAUUCUACUGUCAGGAAAAGGAAGACUUAAAUACAGUUUCACUGAAAUCUGUAACUACCACCAGAGAAAAGGUAAGAUUUUUUUUUCCCCAAUGAAUUUCCCAAGAUUCCUCAUCAACUGGCUGAAAAGGCGCUUUUUUAAUGUCAUGAGUUCAUGGAGAGCAAUAGGUUGCUUCUGAAGCUCCUGCUACAUUCCUAAAGCAUGUAUGAUCCUGCAAAUAUAUUUAAAUUUAAUCUGGAAGUUAACAUACCAGUAAAUAUUACAGCAGUAGAACUGAUAACUAAUGGAAGCAGAUUUAAGAUUGUAACAAAGGAUUCCCACCCCAUUCCUCCCAUGAAAGUCUGAGCUUUUGAUUUUCAUCUUUAAUUUGCAUUAGACACAUACCAGCUCACUCAAACAAUUAGUACCUUUUUUUAAAAAAAGGCAUACAUUAUAUAAAAAUAUAUUUACCUUUGGGAUGUCAGUAUAUGCAGCUUUCAGGCAUUAUGGUAACAUGCAAAAAAGGUGCAUCAUGUUUAAUGCAGAGUAUGUUUAAACAAAACAAGCAAAUCUUAUUUUGAUUUCUCAUGUCUGGAAUUGACGUGAUAUCAGGAGGGUGAGCAAUAUAGUAUUUGGUGAUUGCCAUCCGGAUAAAUAUAUACUGAGACAUUUUGGGUUCAUAUUUUAACCAUGUUGCAUAAAAUUGAAUGUACUUCAAUUAUAAACAACCCUGUAUUUAGAAUGUAAAAUGAGAACAAACCGAGUUAUAUGCAGCAUCCCCACAGGAUAAAAAAAAAUCAGGAACAGUGUCAUUCUGGCCAAUGAGAAACUAAUGAGAAAUUUAUUGAUGGGUUUCUUGGAUUUAUGGGAGGUAUGGAUGGCAAAGAAGAGUGGAAAGAUUAAAUAUGUUUUUAAAACUGUAAUCAAUCACUAAGAAAGUGGUAAAUGAAUGAGCACAUUUGACUAACUGUUUUUUAUUAAGUCUUUAAAUAAAGAACUCUGUAAUCUGUCUCUAGUCAAUGCUGGACUAUCAUCUCAUUAUGAUAGUGUGGACUCUGAAUACAAAUUCUGACUUUCUGUAAGAUAUCACUGAAGUAA